This is a messenger RNA of Penicillium brevicompactum, 591 nucleotides long. RefSeq lists its product as uncharacterized. The transcript has 2 exons. NCBI's taxonomy places the organism in Eukaryota, Fungi, Ascomycota, Eurotiomycetes, Eurotiales, Aspergillaceae. Bases 1 to 591 code for a protein of 196 amino acids. The record is from RefSeq and is a predicted model, not a curated record.
AUGCCCAAAGCUUCAUCUAAGGAGAGGCCGCGCGCUUGUUCCAAUUCCUCACGGGCUAAGGCCAAGUGCGUCCAGGUCGAUAAUGAUGCUGACACCUGCCAGCGAUUCUGCGUCGACAAGGCAGCGCGGCAAAGCGACGUAAGCCUCUCUCCGGCUAUCAAUGACAUGAAAACUAAGUCCCAUGACUCUAGCUAUGCGCGAGUAUUGGAAAGAAAGCUGGAUGAUAUAGUGACUCUGCUGACGCGAGAGCGGGAGCAAGCGUCAAUGACUCGCUCGCCGCAAACACUUGAACCCCCAACAUUCAUCGAUGAGAGCCUGGCGGGAACACCAACGCAAUCUGGUCAAAAUCAAGGCCCAGUCCCAUUAUCAACCCAAUUAACAAGAACUGUCCCAUCGGAGGAUUCAAUUUCAAUCGUACCCGCCUUCGAUGUUUCGUUCUUGGAGGCGGACCAAGUUCUUCAAGAAUACAUGACUACCAUGCUCCCCGAAUUUCCAUUUGUUCCACUGCCCUUCAAAAGCUCCUCUGACAUGCUGAAAGAGCAACCGACUCCUCAAGACUAUUAUAUGGGUCUGCAGACCCCCGCAGCCUGA